Molecule: messenger RNA, 1811 nt
Organism: Drosophila santomea
Lineage: Eukaryota; Metazoa; Arthropoda; Insecta; Diptera; Drosophilidae
Gene: Cyp6a19
Product: probable cytochrome P450 6a19
Exons: 2
Coding region: 40-1551 (503 amino acids)
Molecular function (GO): heme binding; monooxygenase activity; iron ion binding
Source: RefSeq, a predicted model, not a curated record
CCACGCUUGGAGUUGGUUGCCCAAGUCAGUCUACUCGAAAUGGCGAUUCUGCUCGGUUUGGUGGUCGGUGUCCUUACCCUCGCCGCUUGGUGGGUGCUCCAGAACUACACCUACUGGAAACGGCGCGGUAUUCCCCAUGAUCCACCCAACAUUCCGCUUGGCAAUAUCAGCGAUCUGUGGAAAACGAUGCCGCUGGCCGGCAUCCUUAAGCGAACCUACCUCAAAUUCAGGAAACAGACAGAUGGGCCUUUUGUGGGCUUCUACCUGUAUUCCAUGAAAUACAUCGUCAUCACCGACGUGGAUUUCUUGAAAACCGUGCUGAUACGCGACUUUGACAAGUUUCACGAUCGCGGGGUGUAUCACAACGAGAAGGAUGACCCGUUGACCAAUAACCUGGCAACCAUCGAGGGUGAAAAGUGGAAGAGUCUGCGGCAAAAGCUGACCCCAACAUUUACGGCACUCAAAAUGAAGAACAUGUUUCCCACCGUCUUAAGUGUGGGCGAUGAGAUGAUUCGGGUGGUCGAUGAGAAGAUCUCCAGUUCAUCGCAGACCCUGGAAGUCACCGACCUCGUGUCCCGCUUCACAGCCGACGUAAUUGGAGUCUGCGCCUUUGGCCUGGAAUGCAAUAGCAUGCGGGAUCCUAAGGCGGAGUUCGUCCAAAUGGGCUACUCGGCGCUGAGGGAACGCCGACAUGGCUGGCUGGUGGAUCUACUAAUCUUCGGAAUGCCAAAGUUGGCGGUGAAACUGGGACUUCAGUUCUUGCUUCCCUCGGUGCAGGAGUUCUACAUGAAAAUCGUCCGGGACACAAUAGAUUACAGGGUGAAGAGCAAGGUGACUCGAAACGAUUUCAUGGAUACGCUGAUUGACAUGAAACUGCAGUACGAUAGAGGCGACAAGGAAAAUGGACUCACCUUCAAUGAAGUCGCUGCCCAAGCCUUUAUAUUCUUUCUGGCUGGUUUUGAGGCGGGCUCCACAACCAUGGGAUUCACUCUCUACGAGCUGGCCUGCAAUCAGGAUGUUCAGGAUAAGUUGAGGGCUGAAAUCGACAGUGUGCUGGAUAAACACAACGGAAAACUAGAAUUCGAUGCCAUGCAGGAGUUGACAUAUACGGAAAAGGUCAUCAAUGAAUCGCUAAGGAAACAUCCUGUGGUUGCCCACUUGGCUCGCAUUGCCACCAAGCCAUACCAGCACAGUAAUCCAAAGUAUUUCAUCGAGGAAGGCACUGGAGUGCUGGUGUCCACCAUGGGCAUCCAUUAUGACCCCGAGUUUUAUCCGGAGCCGGAAAAGUUCAUCCCAGAGCGUUUCGAUGAAGAGCAGGUGAAGAAGCGUCCCACCUGCGCAUUCCUACCCUUCGGAGCUGGUCCCCGAAAUUGCAUUGGACUUCGAUUCGGACGGAUGCAGGUCGUCAUUGGGUUGGCCCUGCUUAUUCACAACUUCAGGUUCGAAUUGCAUCCCGAGACGCCAGUGCCGAUGAAAUACACAGCCAAGAACCUUCUGCUGGGCUCCGAAGCAGGAAUCCAUCUCAAUGUCUCCAAGGUAGUGAGAGACUAAAGUGUUAUUUAUUUAGUUGUUUCCGUUGUUAGUUAAUUAGUGUAUAUUAUUGAAUAAGUAAGUUUUAAAAUGUUUUUGUUAUCAUUUUAAGAAAUCUGUUUUACCAAACGUCUUAAAAAUGUUAUGUUAAAGAGCCGCUUGUCACCAAAAUUAUGUUUUCAAAGAUUAAUACGUACUCCUUUAAAAUACUAAAAAGCCUUUAUUAUAUCAAAAAAUCACCCAGAAAAUAAACCGAUAACUUUAAAUCUUUUUUUAAAAAA